ACUAUCUUAUCCUCCUACACAUGGAUGACCAUAUAAGCACGAACAAUAAACCCUUGCCUACACAGCCCACUUGUCUUCUGAUUCUCUCCCUUAACACUCCACCAACCCCCACUAUCCCUGAUAUACUGCACCAUGGACGCUACCACAGCAGAAACAUCCCUAACAUUCCUGUUCACACUCUCUAGCUCUUAUCUCUUCUUUAGGAAAACUGUCAAGAGGGCUAAAUAUCAUGGUCUCGGACAACGCAACCGGUGGAAGGAACGAUAGACGACGUUUGCG
Aspergillus pseudotamarii is the source of this 279-nucleotide messenger RNA. RefSeq lists its product as uncharacterized. NCBI's taxonomy places the organism in Eukaryota, Fungi, Ascomycota, Eurotiomycetes, Eurotiales, Aspergillaceae. The coding region runs from base 21 to 185 and encodes 54 amino acids. The record is from RefSeq and is a predicted model, not a curated record. The transcript has a single exon.